Cynoglossus semilaevis (tongue sole) is the source of this 9480-nucleotide messenger RNA. RefSeq names its product BBX high mobility group box domain containing (gene bbx). The transcript is spliced from 16 exons. Gene Ontology annotation, molecular function: DNA-binding transcription factor activity, RNA polymerase II-specific; RNA polymerase II transcription regulatory region sequence-specific DNA binding. The coding region runs from base 1557 to 4154 and encodes 865 amino acids. Lineage: Eukaryota; Metazoa; Chordata; Actinopteri; Pleuronectiformes; Cynoglossidae. Gene Ontology annotation, biological process: regulation of transcription by RNA polymerase II. The record is from RefSeq and is a predicted model, not a curated record. Gene Ontology annotation, cellular component: nucleus.
UAUCUAUCUAUCUAUCUAUCUAUCUAUCUAUCUAUCUCUAGUGACACUUGGACACUACCAUGUGCAAGUGUACAUGUUUGUAUUGUGUUGUAGGUGUAAACGCAAGUGCAAUUGUUACUGUCCAGGGUGUAUGUCAUUUGAUUGUUUUCAGCUUCUGGUGAUUAAAGCAGUACAAAAUAAUAUAUUUUUGAUUGUUGAACUAAUAACAUAAUUGUAAAAGAGCAAAUCUGGAUCUAAUCUAAAAUGACAUCAACAAAAAUACUGUUACUUUAUUUGGCACUAGGCAAUUUUUUGAAUAUUUCACUAAUAAUUGCAGUAAAAAAAAACAAUAUGACCUAUACUAAAUAAGAUAAUCCCUGAAAAAAGGCCGAAAGGAAAAGAAGAUACAAGGUAAAGUAGAUCAAUGAUGUAAACAGUAAAAUUUCACGAGGCGUGUUGAAACUCGCGCUUUAUUUUGGUGACAAAGUCUUUAUACUUCCUCUCUGAACACGUCAAAUUCCUGGAGACUUGACGCCACGGUGUGUGUGCAGCCAGUGCUGAACUGUUAUGAUGUGUCAAUAAGUUAAAAAAGGUGGACGGCACCAAUGAUGAGACGCCCGCUGCGGUACCUGAGCAGGAUAUCAGAGGUAUGUUCAGACAUACUGAUAGAGAAGCUCUGCUUUCAUGGCUUUUCUGUGUGUUUUCUACACCUCUCAGUCAGUCACUCUGAAAAAAUAUUAUUAUCGCCGCUGUGGACAUGAUGUCCGCCUUCCGACUUCCCUACAAUUCCCCUGUUUCUCUUCGACAUCACAUUGCCGAGCAGAGCCGCGCAGCCCACAGUGCUGUCACCGCUGCUCCAGCGCUUCCUCUCUUUCUCUCGUCUCAUAUCAACGUUUAAAAUAAAUGGCAAAGCAACUGUUUCCCACUGAGGUGGUAUGAGUCCUCUCCUCCUCCUUCUUCUCCUCCGCCUCCCAUCUGCAUCAAACACACAGCAAAAAGCUGGCGUUGUGUGUGAAACCAAGUGCCGCAACAGCAGCGACAACUCCAGUUGUCAGCAGCUCCUCGCGAAGCUACAGUGCAGAGUAAAAGCCACUGUGAUACUGGUUAGUGCUGUGACACGUCCAGUUAGCAGGCAGCGCAGCUAACAGGCUAACAGGCUACUUUUAUAUUCCUACUAACAGUGUAAGCAAAUGGAGUGGGUGCUCGGCAAAACACCGGACACGGAUGCAUGUGGUCGGACAGAAAAUCCCCACUUUAAUUAAUCACUGUGGCCCUGGUGUCCUCACAGUGGGAGACAUUUCGACGACAUUGUCGCCGGAGAGUUUGACAGGAGUGAAUUACCCCCCCUCCACCACCGCUGUGCUCUACUGUACACGGGUUAUCUCCUUCAAACCCGAUGCAAGAUGGACUCUCAGUCGGCUUGUCCGUCUUGUCAGAGCUCAGAUCGACAUUUUGCACGGGGAUGAAAAAAUGUCUACUUAGAGAGGUCAUCGUCAUUGCAUGACAAAGGCACUGGCAGACUCAUCUUCAUUACUCAUACUGCAUUUUCAUAGUUUCAUCUUCAGUGCGGUAGUACUAUGAAGGGUGGAGGAAGGGGUAAGGAGCCACCUGUUGUAGGGGAGGUCGCUGGUAAGCGCCCCAAACGUAAAUGCCUUCAGUGGCACCCACUUCUUUCCAAGAAGGCUCUGGAUUUCUCUGAAGAGGAGGAAGAAGAGGAUGAGGAGGAACUGGAGAAGCAACCAACCUUGUGUGACCAGGACCAAGGGCCACAAAUGGAGUGUAACAGCACAACAGAGGAAGUGGAAGAGGACUCAAAUGAACAGCGAGCACGGCGUCCAAUGAAUGCCUUCCUCCUCUUCUGCAAACGCCACCGGUCUCUGGUGCGUCAGGAACAUCCUCGUCUGGACAAUCGUGGGGCCACCAAGAUCCUGGCUGAUUGGUGGGCUGUGCUGGAGCCCAAAGAGAAGCAGAAAUACACAGACAUGGCCAAGGAGUACAAAGAUGCUUUCAUGAAGGCCAACCCAGGCUACAAGUGGUGUCCCACCACCAGCAAACCAGUAAAGACUCCUCCCAGUCCGACAGUCUGCAAUCCCCGCAAAAAGGUCUGGUCCUUCUCUUCCAACUUGUCCAAGGAUUCCACCACUGCCAGAAAAGUGCCCAAAACUGACAGCAUGCCACAGUUAAACUUUGCCAUGGCAGAUCCUACAAAAAUGGGAGGCCUUAGCAUGCUGCUAUUAGCUGGUGAACAUGCACUCACAAACAGGGAGAUUCCUUCUAGCACUAAAACUAGUUUACCAGACACAGCUAGUGAAGAAAAGUGUUUUCCAGUGGAUAAAAAAGAGAUGCUGUCUGGAGCAGUGCUGAACGCCAGGCUGGAUGUUACUGAGAGCACUGUCAAGGCUGCUCUUGCUCCUCUGGCUGAGUCAUCCAAUUCUGUGCUACCUGAAGGAAAACCAUGCAGACAGUCAGCUCUAUUCCAGCUUGCUGAGAUGUGCUUAGCAUCUGAAGCAGGAAAGAUGGAGGUAGCUGUAUCUCAGCCAGAGGACAGUUCUUCUGCAGCCUCUGUCCAACAGACUGCAAUUAAACAAGAGGUCAAAGAAGAAAGAGCAAACACUGUUGACUGUCCUCCCUCCUCUAAUAUGUCGGCUGCCUCACCCUCUGUCUCCACUGUCACUUCUACCUCCACUGAUGCCAUUCCCCAACACUUGAGCAGCCAAAACGCAUGUGUCAAAAAGAAGAGCAAGAAAAAGGAGGCAGCCAAGUCACACACUAGCAGCGAGAGUCCUUGUACAGCAAAGAAGACAGUCAAAAAAUGUAAUAAUGCAGAAUCAGAUGUGGACAGUGUUUUUAGUACGAUUGAAGCUGUGGCCAAAGGGGCAUGGAAAGACCCAGAGGAGAAGCCCAAGAAGGAUGUCCAGAGUGAUCUGAGUGGUGUAACAUCUGGAACUCCCAAAAAGAGGAGCAAGCCAAAAGUCAAAACACCUGUGAAAGAGAAAAAGGAGGAGAAGAUGGACACUGACAGUGGGAUGUGUGGACAGAGCAGUUCUUCUGUGGAGGAGAUAAAUGAGGAAAUGACGGAUGUUAGUCCAAACACAGAAGCUGACGACCUAAGUCUCGGAGACACACAGGUUCAGGGCAGUACAGUGGACCUCCAUCAUUCACCCUGCAACCCUUCACCAGGUAAACUCCAAGAAGAUGACAAGGGGAAGGAGGGUGAGGUGACCCUUGAGCCAAACAUGGAGAACCGUGGCUCAAGGAAAUCAGAAAGGAGCUGUAAAGGAGCUUUGUAUAAAACUCUAGUUUCUGAGGGGAUGCUGACAUCACUGAGAGCCAACAUUGACCGAGCAGGUAAAAGAGGAGCUUUCCGUGCUGCUGAUCACGAUGCAAACUGGUCUGAUGACAGCUGGGCUGUUUCACAGUUGGGACCUAAUAACCCCAAGAAGCUGAAGAAGUCCAAGUCCAAGGAUGAGUCGACACAGGGCCUUGGAAAACUGGAGGAGGAGUUUGAAAAGAAGUUCAACAGCCUACCACAGUACAGCCCAAUGUUAUUUGAUAAGAAGAGCACUACUGUUGCAAAGAAGAAGAAGACUGAUGGCUCCACUGUCCAAGAAGAUGCUUCCAAAUUGGGCAAAGGGCCAUCUCCAUGUCAGAAAAAGACUUCAUUCCACAAGAUUGUUAGGAAGCACAAAAACAAGAAGGAGAAACCAGCACUACUACAGAGCAACUCUAUGCUGGAUUCAGCUCCAAAAGCCAAAUCAUGUGCCCCUGUUGCCAUUUUGUGCCCAGAUUUGCAGGGUGCCACUAGUUUGGAGAUGCUAGUUGGUAGCCAGAAGAGAAAAGCUAGAAAGACCAAGAUCACACACUUGGUUCGCACAGCUGAUGGGAGUGUGUCUCCAGCGGAGGAGGACAAAAUGAAGGACAUGACCCAGGAACAGGAUAAGAAGCCAUUACACCAACAGAAUUUAUGCAAUGAUAAAGGGUGCUACAGUAAUCCCAGGGCAGAGGAGGCGCCAUUGAGCACCAUACCACAUGAGCUACCUGCUUUCUUCAGCUUGGCAGCACUCGCAGAGGUAGCAGCCAUGGAGAAUGUUCACAGAGGCCAGAAGGGUUUAGCUGAGAGUCAGAAGAAGGAGCUUGCUCAGACGCCAGUCCUCAUCUCCUGCGCUGACCAGUGAAGCUCUGCUGCUGUUACAAUAAGCCACAACCUGGACAUUGGCAGUGGAGCUUUACUUUCCUCUGUGGUAAGCCCACGCUGAAGGAAGACAUGAACAGGAAGCCUUGAACAGGCUUCCUCUUCAUUGUGGUGAAUUUUGCUUGAGCUUGGGUUCACGGUGGGGGAAAGAGACCCUCUCCUCCUCCUCUUUCUCCUCCUCCCUGCUCUUAGCGAUCUCAGUGUUUUUCUUGAAGCCUUCCUUUGGUUUGAAGCGCGACGUCUUUCUGAAGUCCCUGUCCCCUCGUAGAUGCUCCUUUAGGGCCUGUGGAAGAACCAAGCUGUCUUGUUGUGCAUGGUUUUCCCUAUAACCACAGCUAUCAUGGGUUUAUUGUACACUGCUUUGUCAAAUAGAGGCCAUUUUAAAGGCCAAGUCUUGCAGUUUUAAAAAAAAAAGCAGCAUUUUAGGUAAAGAUAAAAACCCAACAGUGCAUUGGUUUUCUAGAAAAAUACAGCUUGCUGUCACCUUUUUACCUCACACACAAGCCUACUGAAGCGUUCCCUCACCUCUGGUAGAAUACCUCUGUAUUUGAAUAGCUCUCCUUCUUCCCUUCCCUGUCUUUUCUGCUUCAGCCCAAAUGACUUUAACCAGGGUAAAUAAUAAUGAUGAGUAAUCAUCCAUUACCAACUACUUGCAUAGUGUUUCCCGGUGGUGCACAUAUCGUGUACACAAACUGCAAAUAAAUCAUGGUUUGAGUAUCUUAUAUGUAUGUUAAGAUGAUCCUACUGUAAAACAGUAUGUGGUAGCUACACACAUUACUAUGUUAGACUGAAUGCUUCUGAAUACACGUGUAUAGCUUUGCCUCUGAACUAGUGUUCACUGUGUCCCUUUCUAACACCAGAAAGCAGCUCGUCUUAGAAGCUGCUUCUGGGAUGGGGAGACGGUGUGAAAAGAUCAUUCAGAUUUAGCCUUAACCCUCUCACUGAGAACCUAUCUUCCCCCCAAAUACUUCUUGUCGAUGUUAUCACAGUCCUUUUGUCGGCGUGAGGCUUUUUAACCAUAAUGACACGUUUUUGUUUUGUCAAUACUUGAUCUUGUAGCAAUUAGAAUGGAAAGUUCCUUGUGUGCAACUUAUUUCAGAUGUUUAUGUUUAAACCUGUUCUAAUGUGUAGAUGAAGUUUAAGUUUUUAGUUUGAAGUUUAAGGUUUGUUUCUGUUUUUAUUUUGGAGGAGAAGGAGUGAUACAAUGCCUUGUCUCCACCACUGUUCUAACGCUAUAGUCUGCUCUUAGUAGUGUCGUCAGCAUCCCGGCAAAAGCCAGUGGCAAGUUUUACUGUUAAAGGUCAAAAGUUAGUUAAUUAUAAAUUAAUUAUGUCACAUGUUAAGUCCUUAAUGUGUAUAGGUCUCAUGAAAUGAGCAUCUUGGAUAAUUUUCUUUUGGCUUUAGUGUGUGAACAAAGAUUUAUUGUGCUGAAAACAGCCAUGCUUCCUCUAAAGAACUAAUGGAGACGAGGCAUUUAAUAAUGAUUUCCCCCUUUGUUUCCUAUUGUCCUUUAGAGAUCGCCAAGUAAUGGUCUACUCAGAGGUCGCCUUUAAUCAAUAUUUAAAUUUGAACAGGUAUUUAUACUGAGCUGCAUCUCUGUGCUCUCUGUCUUUUGCCUUUGUCAGGAUUUUAAUCAAAAACAGAGCGUUUUGCCCUCAUAGCUCUGCUAACAGCUGUUAGCCGUUAAUUAGCAGCGGAACCUUGUGUUGAUACAGGUGUUUGCUCUGUUCAUCAUAGAGUUUAGCAUAUUACCAAACGUCUGUAUUCUGAGCCCACUGUUUAACCUACAUAUACAACUAAAUACUAUCGUCUGUACAAGAUGAUGGGAUCAAAGACCUGUGUCAUUGUCAUUGUUUAGUUAACGCGCAAAUGCAACAUUCUCAUUGUUCUUCCAGUUUGAUGACUUUUCUUACUUUUCCUCCUGCACUGUCGCACAGAAAUGCAGCACAAUGCUUUUCCUUGGCACAGCAGAGAGCCGUUUACGGUAUGUGCUGGACAAGCCAUUGAAAAUUAUGACUUUCAAAGCACAGCGGUGCCAUUGUCACAUUGUACGCAUGUGAGAGGUUCGUCACGGAGUGAUACACUCUCUCUCUCUGCAGGUCUCCUCUGUGUAGACCAGUAGAUAACUUUCAUGGCCUGUUCAAAGAGUUUUUCUGGUAAAAUUUAGAUGAUAAAUAUAUAAAUAAAAUAUAUAUAAUUUCCAGAUCGUAAGGGGAUCGUGAUUAGGUUUUAAACGGAUUAAUUAAUCAAUAACGUACCUUUACUAAUCUCUUCAUUUUGACUAUAAGUCAGGUCAAUUUUCAUGCAUGUGAUCCUGUUUUUUCUGAUACUUCUCAUUGAAUUUCUGAGGUUACACCUGAGGUCAUGUUUACCAGAUUAAGACUGUUGUCAAAAACAAUAGAUCUCACAGACGAGAGGCUUCUGUGCUCUAGUCCAGGCAGACAAAACGCAGCGUCUCCAGACUUGUCUUUUCACCUGGGGUGCAGCAAUUGCAUCACAGUUUCUCUGAUUGGUGUUAGAAGGAUUGAUGAGGAGCAGUGCUGUUGGACACCUAAUAACAGGACCAGUAAAAAAGAAAGGAGUGGGUCUUAGAGAAGUCUUAUUUUUUGUUUAGUGUUUUACCCUACCUUUAAACUUUGCUAGUCUUAUAGUAGAGAAUGACACUUAGUACUGCAAAACUGAUCGCUUUAAAAAUGUGUCUUCAAAAUGUCAACAAACUAAGCGCAAGUGUAACCCAGUUCAGGUCACAGAGUAAUGUUUCGAUAUAUGGAAUAAGCAGAACGUGUUUAUUUUAUUGUGUGGUUGUAAAAAUCAGGGGUUUUGCAGAAAGUUGUUGUCCAAACAGUCCACUACCAGUGUGAUACUGGUUUUGUUGUGGGAUAUAGAAGCAGGAAAACAUGUUGAACGUGGUCAAUUUCAUUGUGAAAUAACAUGCACGAUAGGUUUGUUCUCAGUCACUUGUACCAAAUGUUAUUUUUUUAAUUAUUACUAUUAUUGAAAUUCUAUUUUUAAGCAGCGAAGGCACUUUUAAAACCAUUGUUGCAGUCCCUAAAAAUAAAUUUAAUAGAGCUACAAACUUGUCAGUGCUAUCAGUUUCCACUGUCUUAUAUAUCUAUAUUUCUAAUCAGUCGGAACAUUUACGGUGGUAGUAAAUAUAAAAGUUAUUUUCUUCAUGUGAUGUUUAUACGUUUUUAAUGUAAAGUUAAAAAAAAUAUUUUUUUCUUUUUUUUAUCUUGAAAGUGAUUAUGAUCUUGGCCUAAUAUUAAACAUUAGAGUAGAUACACCUCAAUUUAAGGCUUUAUGCAGUACUAUUGUUUUUUUAUUAGUGUAAGUUUUAUUUUUUUUAAUUAAUUUUUAAUAUGUUUUCAAAAAGACAAUGAGAUUUUGAUGAAUAAUACUCACCUAGCAUUUGAAAUAUAAACUAUGUUUAGAUGCACAAAUGACUCAAUGAUGGCUUAGAAGGUGACAUUUUACUGUACAUUACAUAAAGUGACUGAGAAAACUGUAAAAUACUGCAUAUGAGACCACAGAGAAGACGUGUCGAUUAAAGGGCUGAAACCACAUGACACUCAGCAGCAGAAUGCAAACAUGAUGCCAUGAUGUCAAGACCAUGGAGUGGUGAAAUAUUGUCUUUCAGAGCAGGUUUUGUGUACCCUGGUGCACAGCCAGUUGUUUACAGUCGUUUACACCCAUUAUGCUUUUCACUUACUUCCUCAAAUUGUACACUGACCCACAGUCCAGACAUUUGCUGGACAUUGACCUAAUCCUGUCCAGAUAAAAGAAAAGUUACGGUAAGGAUGGGAACAUCCAGGCAGUUAACUGAGUCGUUCUUCCACUGGUGGAUUUUAGCAUGGUUCUUUGCAAAAUUGUCUUCCCCCAAAAGACAGAUUUAUUUGCUUUUCAGUUUGACGUUUGCCAAAGAAAAUAAAUACAAAAUAUAUAUUCACAUCCUGUUUUAAGAAAAAUAUUAGACAGAAAAGAAACAAAAAAAAUGUAGGAAGAAAUUUAAAAAAAGGCGAGCCAGAAAGUAAGUUGCACUGCAUUUUUGAGGCGUGUAAAUCUUCAGGUAACAAUGUCAGCACAAUUCACCCUGUGUAUCUAAUGGACUUUCUUUAGUGGAAUGAAGUGCAACAAUACAGCACCACUCAAUGCCUCCUUUAGUAUACAGUAUUUGCACCUUAUGACCCAAACCAAAAUUGUCUUCAUCUUUGGAAAAAAAAGAGAUGAAUAUAUAUAUAUCUAUAAAUUUUUACCCACUCUUUGGAAAAUAUGCAUUUUAACUAUUCUAUAUGAGAGAAUCCAGUCAGUAAUAAAUCCACACAUCUACAAAACAGCCAUACUACAUUCAUUCCUUCACCCUGUCACUUUUCUAUCUAGAAAAUGCUUCUAUAAAGUUGAAAUUCCUAUAUUAGUUACCUAAAUGAAUAUAAUACCCUUUUGUGCUCGUACUGUCUUCUUGAAUGUAAUCAUUUUGUACCUGUAUUUUUCUAAUUCAGUCUUGAUUGUACUGUAUGUAUGCUAUGAUGGUAUACUGUUCCUUAGGUGCAUAGACACAACCAUUCUCAUGACAGGAACGGUGCUGUGCUGCAAACUCAAUGGAAACGAGUGACCAUUUCAGGUCCAAGGGACUUAAACUGUACCAUGUGAGCAUUCAAGAGAGAUUCCGGGCGAUUUUUGCUGUUUAAGUGGAGCAACUAUAGCUUCCCUGAUCUGGUUACAAGUGGGUUUUUUGUUGUUGUUAUGCUUUGCAGUAGAAGUGAAAGUCUGUGUGGGACAGUUUAUGAAACGGGGCGCUCCUGCUAUCAGACAGAGCAACUGAAUGCACGAGUCUCAUCUUAUUUAUUACUGUUCCUUUUUUUUAGAUUUAGGAGAUUACACAACUGAAUAAUAUGCACCCAUUUAUAUAUGAACAUGUAUAAGAUUAUCUACCCUUUACUGGAAUGUAGAUCACGGCUCUAUUUUUUUGUUAGUCUGUGAAGAGGAGAUGAUGCCUGAUCUUUGAGUCUCUUUCCUGUGAUAGUUUUUACAACAUGUGCUUCAUCUAAUUUAUCUGAUGGGUAGUCAUCAUGACAGAUGCGCGUAUAGUAUGUGUUUUGAUUGUCACAUCCCACUUGUUAAAUGCAGCCUUAAUGGAACCCCUGCUUAGUGAGGGAUCCCUCAACCCCCCAUCUCCCCUGCCCCACCAACAACUCCUAUGUCAUAACACUGUUUGCUGAUGCAACUAUUAUUCCUUUUACACUUUCUGCUGACGCAAUUAUUACUUCUUGAACACCUAUUAAAAUGACAUCUAUUCCAUCUGUGUGAAAUUA